AUGGCAGAAAACACCAGUCCAGCUAUCACUAUGACUUGUGAGGUUUGUUCAGAGUAUUACACUGACCCCCUCGUGCUUCCCUGUCUUCACUCAUUCUGUAAGAAGUGUCUAAUAAAAGCUAAAGAGAAGCAAGGUAGUGCUGAUACCUCAUUAAAGUGUCCAACGUGUGACACUAGCGUUAAUUUACCUGAUGGUAAAAUUGAAGGCCUCACUCAAAACCUUUGGUUUGAACAUAAAUCAAAAGAGGCUUCGAUCAAAAAGAAGAUCCACAGCAGGGAACCAAUAUUAUGCGGCAAAUGUCGUGUUAAAGAUUCCAGUGAUGCAGCUGUCGUGUAUUGCUGUGAUUGUGGCAAAUUUCUCUGCGAAUACUGCAAAAAUGGUCAUAAACGAAACCCAGAAAAAGCCGAUCAUGAGUUGAUUGAUCUAGGAGAAGCAGCACGUAAAGCAUUAAAGGAAAGUGUUACUAGUUGUGAUGGAGUCAUUCCUCCAGUCACUGAAGCUAUUGCUAAUGGAGAGAAGAUGCUAGAGCAGAUAGCAACACGUAAGGAAGAAGUAAGGCAGGAUAUCAAGAAAACGUUUGAAGAGCUUAAAGCUGCUUUAGAUAAGAGAUGCAAUGAUCUACUAAUGGAGACAGAAGAGAUUGCUAUCGCUAAAAAAAAUUCUGUCAAGAAGCAGUUGGACGGGUUUCGUAAACUGAUAAAACAAGUUUCUCAUGGUCGUCAUCUUGCAUCAUCAGUGAGUGAGCGUACUGAUCCAGGUGAAGUUCUCAGUGUUAAGAAGCUAAUCUCCAAUCAAUUAGAGGAAUGCAUCGAAGAGUAUAAGGAAUUACCUCUAGAAAUAGAAGAAAAUGAAGCAAUUUUAACAAGCCUAGACACCACUGUCAUGAGCAAUGAAAUUGGUAAAUAUGGUGGUGUUUUUAAAGUUGAUGCAGAUUUUUAUUCUGUCAAUAGUGGGCAAGCUAUUCCUCUGGGAACAGAACAGAAGGAACGGAAAUUUAAGCUGACAACUAAUAUUCCUGUACCUCUAGAUAAAGCCUUGCAGCACAUUCACACUUCCUUUAUCAAAAGUGAUGGAAAUAAAGAGGAGGGUAGAGUUGAUAUACAUGUAGUUAAGGAUAAUAACACAGCCAUUGUAUCAUGCACACCUCAAAGUAUUGGUGGAUAUGAACUAUCAGUGACUAUAAGAGGUCACCAUAUUAAAGGUAGUCCUUAUCAACUGUCAGUAAAAGCAUCAAGAGACUAUACCACACUAGCUUACCAGAGAUCCUUUAAUGUGGGGAAUACUUGUGGUGUUGCUGUUCAUACUAAUGGUGAAGUAUUUGCUAGUAGUCAUUAUGGUGGGUUUGUUCAGGUAUUUAGUGAGGAUGGUACUGCAUUAAGAAAGAUUGGAUCUAAAGGUAAUGGUAAUGGACAGUUCCAAUGUGCUUGGGGUUUAUUGCUGGUAGGAGACAGGCUCUAUGUGUCUGAUCUUAAUCUUCAUUGUGUGCAAUAUUUCUCAGCUACUACUGGUCAGUAUAUUGGUCAGUUUGGUAGUAAAGGUAAUGAAAAUAGACAAUUCUCUACUCCUCGUGGUAUGUCUACUGAUGGUAAAGGUAAUAUAUUAGUGGCUGAUUACAGCAACAAAAGAGUACAAGUGUUUAAAGAAGAUGGUACAUUUGUACAAGUCAUACAAUGUGAUGGUAAUGCAACUGAUGUAGCAGUUGAUAAUGAAGGAAAGAUACACGUUAGCAUUGGUGACCAAAAUCAUGUUCAAGUUUUCUCUUCUGAUAAUAAAAACCAACUUGAUACAUACAAAAAUAACAUUAGUUACCCUCAAGGUAUUGCUAUUGAUGACGAAGGAUACGUCUUUGUUUCAAAUAAUAAUGGCUGUCUUCAUGUAUUGAGUCCUGACAGGAAGCAAGUCAUCAAAUCGAUUUCACUCGCUGAAAUAUAUGGUAUAGCACUGGAUAAGGAUGGAUAUAUCUAUGUAGCCGAAUAUCGCAACAGUCGUAUAAUGAAAUAUUAA
This is a messenger RNA of Amphimedon queenslandica, 2004 nucleotides long. RefSeq names its product tripartite motif-containing protein 2-like. The transcript has 2 exons. Lineage: Eukaryota; Metazoa; Porifera; Demospongiae; Haplosclerida; Niphatidae. The record is from RefSeq and is a predicted model, not a curated record. Gene Ontology annotation, molecular function: zinc ion binding; protein binding. Bases 1 to 2004 code for a protein of 667 amino acids.